Contarinia nasturtii (swede midge) is the source of this 1088-nucleotide messenger RNA. RefSeq lists its product as uncharacterized. The coding region runs from base 106 to 774 and encodes 222 amino acids. The record is from RefSeq and is a predicted model, not a curated record. The transcript has 2 exons. NCBI's taxonomy places the organism in Eukaryota, Metazoa, Arthropoda, Insecta, Diptera, Cecidomyiidae.
UUCAAGUCUAUCAUUAGCACCAACAAACACAGCAAACAAAGUUGUGACAUAUAACCGGCACUCUCGUGUAAUCGUCUUUUCAGAAUAUAUCUUCGAGCAAACAAAAUGGACAAAGCAACAGGUCGAUUCAAUUUACGAGCGAGAAAAUCGUUGAAAUUGACAGGUCAAAUCGAAUGCAUUUCAUGUAAACGACAUUAUUUUCCAUCGAGUUUUUCGGAGGAUGAUGAAGAUACCGAACAAAAAGAAAACCUUUGUUGCAAUUGUGAGAACGAAAUGCGAAAGGUACCACAGCCAAAAAAACGUACACCACGCACCUCAAUCAAAGUGGAAAAAAUAGAUGCCGACUUCAACAUCGCUAGAACGAGCUCCAAUGUAUCCCAUGAUCAACACCAGAACUAUGGACAGACGACAAAUACUCAAAUCUCUAAGAACAAUAUGGUGCAAAUUCAUUCUAUAGAUCUGAUUCAGCAACAUCCAACAAUUAAAUCAAGUCCCAACGCUUUCAAACAGACUAAUCUCAAACAAGAAAAAUUGAACGCCACAGACGAGGCUGCAAUGAUGAUCGCUGAGGCAAAUCGAUCAAAUGAAAACCAAAUCAACAAAAUGGAAGCCUGUGAGGGACCAGAAUUCGAAAAGGAAAACGAGUAUGCCGUUCUGACGAAUGAGAUAACAAAAAAUGAUACAGUGGAAUCAUUGAAAAUAAAAUUUCCAAACGUCAACCCUUUUGAAUUCGAAUUCUUAUUAUUCUUAAAGGCGCAAAAAUCAACUGAAUGAUUCAAAACAUACAUUUUAAAUUGAACUACCUAAAUUGAAAUUUCCUACAAUGGAAAGCAAUUAAUAAAAAAAAUUAUAUUGAUAAAACAACAAGUGAUUUUUUCAUAUAAUAAUGUAAAAUAUGGAUUUAGAAGUCCAAUCAAAUCAAAACAGCAAUACAAACCUUCGAAUGAUCCAUUUUUGCUUAUGUUAUUAGAAUAAUGAAAAAUGUAAUUCUUCAAAGUGUUUCAAAUUUCCGUACUACUGGAUAUGCAAAGUAAGCAACAUUUCAACUAGAAGAAAUAUUCAAAAAACGUAGUGUGUUUUCGGUGUGU